AGGAGAGAAUUAGAUAGUGAGAGAUAUAUAAAUGAAUGAGGCCGAAGGGUGGACCCUUCUUGUGGCUACUUAUUUAUAUUUUGACAAUCAAGCUCUGAUCUUUUCUGGUUUGUAACUCUCUUUCUUCUCAUCCAUCUCUCUCUGCCUGUUGGGCUGUUCCUCCAAACGAGUUUCUUUUCGCGAAAAAAGAGUUCAUUGUUGGUGUUGGAGAGAUGAAAUAGCCCGGCUCUGAGCUCAGAACAAGUCUUGCAUGGCGAGCCACAGAAUUGGAGAGAUUGGUUUAUCAGAAACAGGGCCAUCAACUCACCACGUCCCUUAUUCAGUCUAUCAUGGAAUCAACAAUCCCACCACUUUCAUUAAUCAGGAAGGAUCUGCUUUUGAUUUUGGAGAGCUUGAAGAGGCAAUUGUGCUGCAAGGAGUUAACAUCAGAAAUGAUGAAGCAAAAGCACCUUUAUACGCAGGCAGGCCUGCGGCCACUCUGGACAUGUUCCCUUCAUGGCCAAUAAAAUUCCAGCACACCCCAAGAGGGAGUUCCAAGUCACGAGGAGAGAGCACAGACUCAGGGUCAGGAGUGAACACGAACACUCUUUCUUCGAGCAUAGCUGAGGCUCGGAGAGAAGCAGAUUCUCCGGUCAGUGUAAAGGGAUCAUCUUCUUUGGAUCAUCAGAAGCUGCAAAAGCCAAUGGAGAUGGCAGCAAGUGAUACGUCUCCUCUACCUUCUCCAAGUCAAUCAGCCUCGAAAGCGCCCCAAGACAAGAGAAAAGGAGGUUCCACCUCAGAGAAGCAACUUGAUGCUAAGACGUUGAGACGUUUGGCCCAAAACAGGGAAGCUGCAAGAAAGAGCCGUCUCAGGAAAAAGGCUUACGUUCAGCAACUAGAAUCAAGCAGAAUAAAGCUCACUCAGUUAGAACAAGACCUUCAGCGGGCACGCUCUCAGGGGUUUCUCUUGGGUGCAUGCGGUGGUGCUAAUAUAAGCUCUGGAGCCACAAUAUUUGAUAUGGAAUAUGCGAGAUGGUUGGAGGACGACCACCGGCAUAUGUUGGAGCUCAGAACCGGCCUCCAAGCUCAUUUGCCCGACGGCGAUCUCAGAGUGAUAGUAGAUGGCUACCUUUCACAUUACGACGAGAUUUUCAGGCUCAAGGGAAUGGCUGCUAAAUCCGACGUCUUUCACCUUAUAACGGGGGUGUGGGCCACCCCGGCCGAGCGCUGCUUCCUUUGGAUGGGCGGUUUCCGACCCUCAGAACUGAUCAAGAUACUAAUAACGCAAUUAGAUCCGUUGACGGAACAACAAUUCAUGGGGAUAUGCAGCCUCCAACAUUCAUCUCAGCAGGCGGAGGAGGCGCUGUCCCAGGGGCUAGAACAGCUCCAACAGUCACUCGUCGACACCAUUGCCGGCGGGCCCAGCAUCGAAGGAAUGCAACAGAUGGCAAUCGCCUUGGGCAAAUUAACCAAUCUCGAAGGCUUUGUUCGACAGGCUGAUAACUUGAGGCAACAUACCCUUCAUCACUUGCGCCGGAUACUGACGGUUCGACAAGCCGCGCGCUGUUUUUUGGUGAUCGGAGAGUAUUAUGGUCGACUACGAGCGUUGAGUUCUCUAUGGAUGUCUCGUCCUCGAGAGAGCAUGAUGAAUGAUGAUAACUCACGCCAAACAACAACGGACCUGCAAAUUGUUCAGGCUACACAAAAUCACUUCUCCAACUUUUGAUUAUACCGCAUCAGACCAAGGAGCUAGAGCUGAACCUGAUCGAUCGGAUCGAGAACGACGACCUCGUCCACAUAAACAAAUUCAGCCAGAAUUUCUUGGAGCUUCUCUUUUAGGAGGAUAGCAAAUUUUAGUGUUUAUAUAUCCACUGUCUUAUCUGUUCUUGUCGUGUAAAUGAAUGUAAUCAAUUGUAUUGUGCAUUGGGAAGCUUCUAGUGGAUUGGGUUAUAAAGAAAGAGAAAAAAAAACAAUAUGAAAUUGCGAAAUCGUCAUCA
Messenger RNA from Eucalyptus grandis, 1976 nucleotides. Its product is annotated as transcription factor TGA9. The transcript has 13 exons. Lineage: Eukaryota; Viridiplantae; Streptophyta; Magnoliopsida; Myrtales; Myrtaceae. Gene Ontology annotation, molecular function: sequence-specific DNA binding; DNA-binding transcription factor activity. Bases 251 to 1705 code for a protein of 484 amino acids. Gene Ontology annotation, biological process: DNA-templated transcription; regulation of DNA-templated transcription. The record is from RefSeq and is a predicted model, not a curated record.